Messenger RNA from Aspergillus aculeatus ATCC 16872, 1431 nucleotides. RefSeq lists its product as uncharacterized. Bases 1 to 1197 code for a protein of 398 amino acids. Gene Ontology annotation, molecular function: aldehyde dehydrogenase (NAD+) activity. The record is from RefSeq and is a predicted model, not a curated record. NCBI's taxonomy places the organism in Eukaryota, Fungi, Ascomycota, Eurotiomycetes, Eurotiales, Aspergillaceae. The transcript has 7 exons.
AUGGCUCCCGCCCGCUGGUGGGGAUAUCCCGCCGCUAGUCCAUUUAUGGCUACGGAUAACGAUUUAGAUGAGGCGGUACAGGCAGCCCGUGAGGCAUUCCCCAUCUGGAAAGCCCGGCCUCUGGAAGAUCGACAGCAAUGUCUGCACCGGAUAGCAUAUAAGCUGGAGAGUCGGCAAGACGAGCUCCGUCCUAUUCUUUUCCACGGAGAGAUUCUGGCGAAAAUUGAGAUUGACAAUGCCUUGCGGUUCCUCCGGUUUAAUGUCAUGUCCCAUAAGAUCGAAUAUGAGGAUGAAUUCGUCCGAAUUGUCUCCACGUAUCCUCCGCUGGGCGUGAUAGCAGCGGCCCUGGUGAUGGGCAACUGUGUGAGCAUAAAGCCCUCCCCAAUGACCCCGUACGCGACUCUGAAAUGCGUCGAAUAUACACUACAUCUCCUUCCCAAGGGGAUCGAGGCGCGCAUGACCACCCAUCCGGGCAUCGACAAGAUCAGCUUCACCGAAUCCACCGCCACAGGCCGCCGCAUAGCAGAAAGCGCGGGGCAGUCGCUCAAGCGCGUGGCCCUGGAGCUCGGGGGCAACGAUGCCAGCAUCAUCUGCGCUGAUAUCGAAGUGGACGAGGUAGCCGCCCGAGUGGCUCAGGGGUGCUUCUUCCAUGCGGGUCAGAUGUAUGUGGCCACCAGGCGAGUCUACGUUCACCGCGACAUCCUGCCGCAGUUCCGCUCCACCUUCAUCGCUGCAGUUCAGAAGAUCUACCAUCUUGUUCGAGACUUCCUCGCUGAUAGCGCCAAACAAGCCCACACCUUCUCUGUGGGCGGCCCCGACCGCGACGGGGACCCGCUGCCGGGGCUAUACAUUUCCCCAACCGUGGUGGAUCGCUCGCCCGACAAUGCCCGCAUUGUCCAGGCAGAACAGUUUGGGCCUAUUAACCCCAUUCUCGAGUGGUCCGACGAGGCCGAGCUCAUUCACCGCGUGAAUGCCACCGAGGGCGGGUUGAGUGCCUGUGUUUGGGCGCUCGAUGUGGCGACGGCGGAGCGGAUUGCACGCCAGCUGGAGGUCGGAACGGUAUGGCUCAAUAGUUUCGCGACCCCCCACCCCCAUGGAUACUUUUCAGGUUGGAAACAAAGUGGAAUCGGAGGAGAAUGGGGACGUCAGGGUCUGCUGUCAUACUGGCAUACUAAAGCCCUACAGUUUUACAAGUGAAGUUGAAAAACCAUCAGUCCCUCAUUUCGUUCCUCCUUUGUGUGUGAGAUGAAAGGUAGUUUGAUGCCGCGGCGGAAACGGCGCUGAAAACAUGCGGAUAUUGGGACCCCAGAUUAUAGGAAACCAAAAAGAAAGGUUGAAAAAAUGUCAACGAAAUUCAAUCAAUAUGUAUCAUCUUACGGUGCACCCAAAGAAUAAUCACAUAAAAAGCUUUAUCUUCUUGUUCAAAAAUAG